UUUUUUUUUUUUUUUUUUUUUUUAAUUACAAAACUAUUCGCAUUGCUUCCUUGUUUACUUGUCUGGGGUAACAUUCCUUUUAGAAGACGACAUUUUUUCCAGUCUGGUAACUCACAAAAAUAAUUUACAAAGAUUAUCGACUCGAGUUGCCAUUAAAACCUGGGUUUAGUUGUCUUGUCUGAAUGGCCACAGCUUUAGAGGAGCCUCCAGGUCUUCAGGGCCAAACUCUCAAUCCAUCAGGGACCAGAAAAAAUGCUUCUGCAGAGGGUUCGAGCAUCGUCAUGUCUCCGGCCAUGAAAAAAACCAUCGGCCAUCGUGGGAUUGAUCCCACAGGGGAGACGACAUACAAAAAGACAAGAUCCUCUGCUCUGAAAGGGGCAAUACAGCUGGGUAUCACAUACACAGUGGGCAGCUUGAGCCAAAAACCUGAGCGAGAUGUUCUACUGCAGGACUUUGAGGUGGUGGAAAGCAUCUUCUUUCCCAAUGAGGGCAGUAACCUGACACCAGCUCACCACUAUGGAGACUUCAGGUUCAAAACGUACGCUCCAAUUGCCUUUCGCUACUUCAGAGAGAUGUUUGGCAUACGCCCCGAUGACUACAUGUACUCUCUGUGCAACGAGCCACUAAUUGAGCUGUCGAACUCCGGGGCCAGUGGAUCUCUGUUUUACGUUUCUAGCGAUGAUGAAUUCAUUAUCAAGACUGUGCAGCACAAAGAGGCAGAGUUUCUACAGAAACUUCUGCCCGGAUACUUUAUGAAUCUGAACCAAAACAAGAGGACCUUGUUGCCCAAGUUUUAUGGGCUGUACUGCAUGCAGACAGGUGGCAAAAACAUCCGUAUUGUAGUCAUGAACAAUUUGCUCCCCAGUGCGGUAACAAUGCACCAAAAGUUUGAUCUCAAGGGCUCUACCUAUAAGCGACGAGCUUCGCCYAAAGAGAGAGAGAAAGCCGUGCCCACAUACAAAGACCUGGACUUUAUUCAGGACAUGACAGGGGGCCUGUUACUCGAGGGGGACAAGUACAAUGCUGUUUGUAAGACCAUCCAGAGAGACUGUUUGCUUUUGCAGAGUUUCAAAAUUAUGGACUACAGCCUUCUAGUAGGAAUUCACAACUUAGAUCAGGCCUGUCGAGAAAGGGCCAGCCAAGAGGCAGCUGCUUUGGACCAAAGGAGGCCACAAGUCCAAAAAUCUUUGUAUAGUACAGCUAUCGAGGCCAUUCAGGCUGAGUCAGGAGGCGUGGGAUCAAUGGAGCCAGCGGACACGACUGGAGGAAUUCCAGCACGAAACUCGAAAGGCGAGAGGCUGCUGGUGUACACAGGCAUUAUUGACAUUCUGCAGUCCUACAGAUUUGUAAAGAAGCUUGAACAUUCCUGGAAAGCCCUGGUUCAUGAUGGGGACACAGUAUCAGUUCACAAGCCAGGUUUCUACUCAGAAAGAUUUCAGAGGUUCAUGUUGAACACGGUCUUCAAAAGGUUGCCAAUGAGGUCUUCCCCGACUAAGAAGCGCCGUGCUAAUGGUCCUAUGAAAAAGCCUGCUGGUCCUGGGGCUUUUCUGUUGACCCAAACUGGCAACCACUCACUCUCACUCCAACACCAAACCAGCUCUGACACCUUAGAGGACAGYGAUGGAAGUUUUGUCUUGCCGUCAGGUCGCCCUGACCUCCUCCCACAGAUGCUACCACCCAGCAUCCCUGUUGACUACACUCCUGAAGCCUCGGCUUCUACCUCCCUGCUUAGCUCAGGGUUUGCUCCCACAACACAUUCCCCAGCUCACUCCCAGGAAACCUCAGAGUCGGGGGGAGGAAGUGAAAAUAAGGCAAAGCUUAAAGACCAGGAAGCAAGCUCUCCCGUAAGAGCUCAGUUUUCCCUUGAAGCAAGUAUUGGUACUGAGGAUUCAACCUCACUCGAUGAUACAGGUUGUAACGAGAGCCAGUCAUUUGUGUAAAUGUGGAAAGAUGAACAGGACUCGAAUGAACCAAAAAGAACAGAGUUUGUUCUAAACAAGGUUGAAAGAAUACAUCCACCUUCAAAAUAAAAGCCUCGUAGUGUAUCACUGAGACAAAGCGGUAUAGUUAUAUUUGUUCCUGUUCUUUGCACUUUGAUAAACAAUUGUGUUUUGACUUUAUUACUUGUGGGGACAUUAAUGUGGUGGGUGUUGCACAUUAUCAUUCCUUUAUAUAAACGUUCCUGUAUUAACAACCAGUUGUUAUUGUUGUUUUGGUCCUGAUUUUCUCAUUAAUGCCAACGUUCAUGAGGGCUGAGUGUUUCUUGUGUGCAGAAAAGUCGUUCAAGUAUUCUUUCCUUUUACAGGUUUUGUAUUUACCAUAUUCCUGAAUCUCUCAAUCAGACUGCUUAUAAAAAGAUGUGUUUAGAGUGAUGACAUCAUCUGGUGUAGUCAGUCUGCAGCAUCAGAUUUGACAUCACAUCAUCUUGAUGUUUUAGGAACCAGAAGAGAUAAAGAUAAAACCAAAAGAUGAAACGUCAGUGAUUAAAAAACUGAUUGGAUAAAACUGUAUUUUUGAGGUGUAAUAAUUAAAAUGUAUUUAAACAUGCUGAAAAAGAGAGUGAAUUUAACUAUUGGUGCCAAAAGGACUUGGGAAAAAUGUUUCAGAAAAUAGAUUAUAUUAUUUUUAAAUAUCUUUUUUGUGAAUGACCCCUGGUGGUUAUGGGUGGUACUGCGGUUUGUUCUUCCACUCAGUUUUUACUCCUAAAGCAAGAAGACAUCCAUCUUUUAUUUACAGUUUAUACCCCUAAAGGGGUCAAAUCUGUUUACACCCACCUGUUUUGUUUGUUUAGAUGCUUUACCACAAAUUAUAUUAGUUGUUUUGGGAGCACAUGUUUUAAAAAUAGGGUCUUUUGUUGAAAAAAAAAUACUGUACUCAUUCGUGUUAAAAUGCUGUAAAGAUAUUUUUAAAUACUUACUGUUAAUGUAAAAAAAUGCUGGAAAAAGACGUGACCCUCAGCUUAGGCAUUUUAUUUAAACUCAUUUUCUAAUGAACUUAUACUACUAUAGGGGCUGUGAAUCCUAACAAGAGCAAAACAAUAUUUUAAGAGGAUUUCUAUGUGUUUUAUACUCGUAUGGUAGCUUGAGUACAUGUGAAUAGAGAGACUGAUAGGUGGCGAUGAAGCACAAAAACUAAAUGGGGCCUAUUUCAUGAAACAAGACUACUGAGUUUAUAAGUGUUGUUUGGUCCUGAUCUUGUACUUUCUUCUUUUUUUCCUCACGUUUGCUCAAACUAAAGUGCUUCUCAAGUAUUUAAAGCCACUGAUCAAACCUUUAAAGAGGAAGUUUUUUUUUCUUUUUGUUGGGUGUUUUUACUAAUUGUUAAAAAUACCAAAGAGCAUGUUGCAAGCUGGCACAAUCAGUUUGUUUUUACUCUAAUUACCUCCACUAAGGUUAUUUUUGUUGUUGUUCAUAGCAUUACUCAGAACUCUACAAAUGUAUUUACAUCAAAAUAAACAUCUUUUACUAAAGAUGUGUGGCCCAAACCUGAAAUGACUUCAGAGUUACUUUUUGAUGUUGGUAUCUUUUUUGUUAUUUCAUCUGUCUGUGUGCAGAAGUUCUUGUUUAUGUGAUUUAAAAUAAUUUAAUAGCAGUCUAAUCUGCUUUUUUGUGCCUUUGUAAAAUAUGAGCUCUAAAUAAAACUUACUGCCUCAAAACA
Austrofundulus limnaeus is the source of this 3657-nucleotide messenger RNA. RefSeq names its product phosphatidylinositol 4-phosphate 5-kinase type-1 alpha. NCBI's taxonomy places the organism in Eukaryota, Metazoa, Chordata, Actinopteri, Cyprinodontiformes, Rivulidae. The coding region runs from base 183 to 1940 and encodes 585 amino acids. The transcript has 16 exons. Gene Ontology annotation, molecular function: 1-phosphatidylinositol-4-phosphate 5-kinase activity. Gene Ontology annotation, cellular component: plasma membrane. Gene Ontology annotation, biological process: phosphatidylinositol phosphate biosynthetic process. The record is from RefSeq and is a predicted model, not a curated record.